AUGUUAGAAAAUACAUCUGACUCGCCAGUAUCGUUUGGAUCAGCAGGAUCACCACUUGGGAUCCAGCCAGCGGAUGCACCUUCACCCAUAACCUUUCCUGCUCCAGGGGAAAGUAUUGCGGAUACGUCGACCUCAUCACCAGAUGUAAAUAUGCCCAGCUCGCCGGGCUGUCCUGUGGUCAAAGUAAAGAGCGAGUUUCUUCGAGGUAGUCCCAGUCCUCGAAGCCCCGGGCAGCGUAGUUCCGGAGGUGUGGUGAUGAGCGGGACGAAUCUUUCUUAUCAUCAGCACGAUAAUCUACGAGAGACUGCAUCACCAGAUUCGGUGUUCCCCGAGCCAGUGAUGAGCUCAACGAGAAUAAAUGAAGAAAGUAGAGCCCAUACCCCAACACCACUUUCGCCGUGCGUUGAAACGAGUCAUGCGGUAUCCACAACCCCAAUGAGCCAAGAAGAACAACAACCCGGCAGCAGAUGCCAGACCCCAGAACGAGCCGGUGAAUUGUCUUCAGGUCAAACGAAAUUAGACUCGGACAACUCAGUGUUUGACGGUGGAGGCGGGGGAGGAGGAACUGAUAGAAAUUCUCGAGUUGAUAUCUCGAGUCAACCUAGUCCAUCCUCCCAGUACAACAUUAGCCAAGCACCCAGUCCGAGUAGUAAUUCGUCUCACAGUUCUCAACAGCAGCCACCAACACCACCGAGGUCACGAGCUCCUUCAGUUCCAGCUCAUCUCCUUGCUCACCAUCAAUUUUGGUCCCAGAAUUCCGGAGUCCAGGGUUUUGCUGCUCAGAGACUGCUCAAUGGAGUUAUCAGCAGUGUUGGGUACGGACAAAAUCUCACUGGGAAUCCCACUAGUACUGGCAGUCCGGCGGGAAAUGGACUUGGAUCUACUGGCAAUGUCGGAAAUAAUCAAGCCGAAGGUAUGAAGCCACCAGCCCAAAGACCAGCCCCCUCAGCUCCUCGACCUCCUCCCACCGUGAUAAUGGGUGAGGUUGGCGGUGUUAGAACAAUGAUUUGGUCAGCACCUGCCUUGGAACCCGUUCCACCACCUGCAGCUUCUUGGACGACGACAGCAUCGUCCGCAUCUUGUUCAUCAUCCGAAGAAUCAGCGGCUCAGUUGCUGCUGAAUCUCGGACAAGAGUCGCGGGGUAAACCGCCUUGUGUUUCGUAUUCCUCUGGACCACCACUUAACAUGGAGAGGUUAUGGGCCGGGGAUUUAAGUCAACUUCCUGCUGCGCAACAGCUGCAGGCACUUAAUCUAACAGCAUCUGGCUCGAAUCAGCCCUGGGUUAGAAAUGGUGCUGCUGUUAAAUCUGAAGCAGUAACGCAGUCAAUGCACAGUCAAGUACAAGAAACAUAAAAAAACGAACAAAUCAAGUGGUGUAGGCGGUAACAAUAACUCUAAUAGUGGUGUAAAUGGUUCAGGAUCAUUAGUUGGUAACAAGGGAACAAAUGUUGCUACAUCAAUGUUAGAUAAACAUAUGGCUGCUGCGGCUGCAACAACGAUGCUUGAUAAGCAUAUGGCAGCUGCAGCUGCAGCUGCAGCGGCUGCUGCUGCUCAUCAUAGCCAACAGCAACAACAACAACAGCAGCAUCAGCAACAACAACAGCAACAACAGCAUCAACAGCAACAGCAGCAACAUGCUCAACUUGCUGGAUCAUUUUUACAUCAUCAUAAAAUUUCAUCGGAUCAACACAAUUCACAACCAACACCAAGUCAUCCUAACCAUCCCUCGCAUACGGGGCAUCUGGUUAAUGGGACGAUACUAAAAACAGCACUUACUAAUCCCUCUGAAGUCGUACAUUUACGGCAAAGGCUAGACAAUACUGUAAGCAGCUCGAGGGAUCGUGCUUUCCCAUUGGAUGCAACACUCGCCAUGAUACAAACACUUAUAGACUGUGACGAAUUCCAAGAUAUCGCAACAUUAAGGAACUUGGAUGAACUGCUUGACCACAAAUCAGACUUAAGUGAAAAACUGUGUCAAAUAGGAGACAGUAUAGUUUACAAGUUGGUGCAGUGGACCAAGAGAUUGCCGUUUUACCUUGAACUGCCGGUUGAAGUUCACACGAGACUUCUUACACAUAAGUGGCAUGAGUUGUUAGUUUUAACGACUUCGGCGUAUCAAGCAAUGCAUGGUCAGCAAAAGUUUUCAAAUGUUGGGCCGGACGGUACAAGUGCAGACUUUGUGCAAGAGGUAUCAAAUAACAUGUAUACACUACAAACGUGCCUAACGAGUAUGAUGGGACGAACCAUAACCAUGGACCAAUUGAGGCAAGACGUCGGCCUCAUGGUAGAAAAAAUAACUUACGUUACACUUAUGUUUCGACGGGUUAAAUUACGGAUGGAAGAGUACGUUUGUUUGAAAGUCAUCACCAUGUUAUCACAAGCUCGAGGUAGUACGCCGGAAUUAGAACAAAUUCAAGAUCGGUACAUGACCUGUUUGAGGAGUUUUGUUGAACACAGCGCACCUCAACAACCUGGACGUUUCCAUGAUCUUCUCCAUCGAUUGCCCGAAGUGCAAUCAGCAGCUACAUUGCUACUCGAAAGUAAAAUGUUUUACGUUCCUUUUUUAUUAAAUUCAGCGAUUCAAAGAUAG
Molecule: messenger RNA, 2590 nt
Organism: Cotesia congregata
Lineage: Eukaryota; Metazoa; Arthropoda; Insecta; Hymenoptera; Braconidae
Source: the annotation of a GenBank genome assembly